AUGGCGGCCCUGAAAAUAGCAAAUGUCAAUUGGCAAUCCAAACUGAAUAAAGCUGCACACCACACCUCUGAUUACAGCAGCACAGAAGCAAUCUUGAGGAGAGGACAGGCCUUCAGCAUCACUCUGCACCUCCAAACAAUGGUGCAAUCUGGGGACAACUUCACAUUUAUUGCAAGCACAGGACCAUCACCAGCAGAAUCACAGAGGACCAAGGCUGUAUUUAACCUUUCUGAGGAGGGUGCCAGUGGCUGGAGUGCAACCCAAGAGCCCAGUGAGCCCGGCUGCAUGAACUUCACAAUAUUCAGCCCAGCCAAUGCCGUCAUUGGACGAUACAAACUUAAACUCCAGCUUGUUUCUGGGAACAAGGUCUCUUCAACACUCCUGGGCCAGUUUGUACUACUCUUCAAUCCCUGGUGUCCAAAUGAUGAUGUCUAUAUGGCUAAUGAAAAGGAGCGACAGGAGUAUGUCCUGAACGACAGUGGAAUCAUAUUUCAGGGACUGGAAAAAUGUAUUCAACAAGAAGCUUGGAACUAUGGACAGUUUGAAGAGGAUAUCCUUGAUAUCUCUCUGGCUAUACUGGAUCGAAGCCUGAACCACCGCCAAGAUCCAGCUGCUGAUGUAUCCAACAGAAACAAUCCUAUCUAUGUGAGCAGGGUUAUCAGUGCUAUGGUUAACAGCAACGAUGAAAAAGGAGUAGUGGAAGGGAAGUGGAAUGGAAAGUACUGCUCAGGAACCAACCCCUUGCAGUGGAGUGGAAGCGUGACCAUCCUUCGAAAGUGGUACAGGGGGAGAUACAAACCUGUCCGGUAUGGCCAGUGCUGGGUCUUUGCAGGAGUAAUGUGCACAGUUCUGAGAUCCUUGGGAAUACCUACUCGUGUUAUUACAAACUUCAACUCUGCCCAUGACAGGAAUAUAAAUCUGAGUAUUGAUAAGUACGUUGACAUUUCUGGAAAGACCCUGCACUUGACUGAAGACAGUGUGUGGAAUUUCCAUGUCUGGAAUGAAAGCUGGUUCAUUAGAAGAGAUCUUGGCUCUUUUUAUGAUGGAUGGCAGGUUCUAGAUGCAACGCCCCAGGAAAGAAGCAAAGGCAUAUAUCAGUGUGGUCCUGCCUCCACCAGAGCCAUUAAGGAAGGGGAUGUGAACCUGGAUUACGACAGCUCAUUUCUGUUUGCAGCAGUGAAUGCUGACUAUGUUACUUGGAUUCACUAUAGCAACAAAAGAAAAGAGAGAAUUUAUUCUGAUACUAGGAAGAUUGGAAAAUUUAUCAGCACCAAAGCAGUGGGGACUAACUCCCGUGUGGAUGUCACUGCUAAUUACAAAUAUCCAGAAGGAUCCUUGAAAGAAAGGCAGGUGUAUAAAAAAGCACUGAAGCUGCUUGCUGUGAGAAGCACUGGGAAAAGAACCAAAAUUACAAGACGUAGAAGACGAUCUUCAGUAGCAUGGAGACAAAAUAUGACACAGCCUACACAAAAACCCAGUAUCUCAGGGAAGCUGAUCCUUGAUGCAUCUCCUGUAAUUGGCCAGGAUAUCCUCCUUACCUUGGCACUCAAGAACUUGACCUCAGAUUUCAAGAACAUAAGGGUUAAACUGAGAGCUUCAGCCAUUCUCUACACAAGAAGACCAAAGGCAGAGAUUUUGCAGUUGUCUAGGUCUGUUAAACUUGGAUCUGAAGAAGUGAAAGAGAUUUCAUUCAAGAUCUCCUAUUCCCAGUACAAAAACUCUCUGGUGGAUGACAGGAAGAUCCUAGUGACUGCUGUGUGUGAAACCAAACAGGGAGCCUCGCUUCUAGUGGAGAAGGACAUUGUACUUCAGGAUCCUUUUCUCACCAUCAAGGUCCUUGGUCCAACAGUGGUACACAAGGCUGUUAAUGUGCAGGUGACAUUUACCAACCCGCUGUCUGAAGUGGUGACAGACUGUGUGCUGAGAGCCGAAGGUAGUGGCCUGAUCAAAGACCAACUCAGAAUCAAUGUGGCAAGAAUGGCCCCCAUGGAGAGCUCAACAGUCCAAUUUGAAAUCAUUCCCUACAAGAGUGGCACCAGGCAGCUUCAGGUGGACUUGGUUUGCAUCCAUUUUUCAGACAUUAAGGGAUUUGUGAUGCUUGAUGUGGCUCCUGCUUAG
This is a messenger RNA of Haliaeetus leucocephalus (bald eagle), 2118 nucleotides long. Its product is annotated as protein-glutamine gamma-glutamyltransferase 6-like. Gene Ontology annotation, biological process: peptide cross-linking. Gene Ontology annotation, molecular function: protein-glutamine gamma-glutamyltransferase activity. The coding region runs from base 1 to 2118 and encodes 705 amino acids. The record is from RefSeq and is a predicted model, not a curated record. The transcript is spliced from 13 exons. NCBI's taxonomy places the organism in Eukaryota, Metazoa, Chordata, Aves, Accipitriformes, Accipitridae.